This is a messenger RNA of Tachysurus vachellii, 3589 nucleotides long. RefSeq names its product toll-like receptor 21 (gene tlr21). NCBI's taxonomy places the organism in Eukaryota, Metazoa, Chordata, Actinopteri, Siluriformes, Bagridae. The record is from RefSeq and is a predicted model, not a curated record. The transcript has 4 exons. Gene Ontology annotation, cellular component: membrane. Gene Ontology annotation, molecular function: transmembrane signaling receptor activity; protein binding. The coding region runs from base 350 to 3301 and encodes 983 amino acids. Gene Ontology annotation, biological process: inflammatory response; toll-like receptor signaling pathway; immune response.
GGUCUUUUCCUGAAGAAAAGACAAAGAGAGUCAGAAACGCUAAUGCAGACAGAGUCCUAUUCACUUCUCAAAGAUUUAUGCAGCAACAUCUUAAAAAAGAAAUCCAGAUUCAUCAGACCAGGCUACAUUUUUCCAGUCUUCAUCCAUCCACUUUGGUCCCCCAAGCAGAGUAACAACAUGGUGCAGGCCAUCAAAUUAACCAUGGAUUAACUGUGAAGACCAAAAGAAUUACAAAUAUGGCUAACCAUAAGAGAGUCCAAGCCUUCUAUAUUCUAAAAAAUACCAUACCAAAAAAGACCUGAAAAUCUGUUAUUGAACAGCUUUUGGGACAUUCACAGCUCUACAAGUUAUGGCACGAUACAGGAACCAAGCACUGAUCUCAGUGACGAUAAUCAUUUCAGUGUUUCAGUUGAGCAUGAGCUACAGUUUCAUGAAUUGUAUAGAAACCGCUGGCUCAAACAAUACAACCUUCACUUGCACUAGACGCCUAGCUCAGACAAUUGUGAACAUUUUGGUUGACAUUCCAGAUGAUUCUGCUACAAACGUUUCAAUCUCUUACUGCACACUUGUCAGUAUUGAUUCAGGUAGCUUCAGUAAACAGUCACAGCUCAAAGUUCUGCUACUCAACAACAAUCACAUUAAGCACAUUCAUAAAGAAGCCUUUGCUAAGCUACACUAUCUUCACACACUGAAUCUGUCCAGCAAUGACAUAGUUUAUCUGGAUUCGUCCAUUUUCCAAGGCGUCCAGAACCUCAGCACUUUGCUCCUGGCUAACAACAGAUUGACAAAUAUAUCAUCUGAACUGUUUUCUAGUUUGUCAAAAUUAGAGAUUCUAGAUCUACGAAAGAACCAGUUAAAGGACUUCUCAGCAGUGGUGAAUUCCAUAUCAAACCUAAAAGUUCUGAAGAAACUGGACAUUUCCUCCAACAGACUUAUCACUUUGCUACACUCAGCCAACUUGCCACAGUCACUUUCCCAUGUUUAUCUUGGUAAUAAUGAGCUGACCACACUUGAAUGCAGAAAUGACUUUCUAAGUAACGUUAAAGUUCUGGAUCUCUCUCACAAUAGAGGUCUGUCUGCCCAAGCUUUCUUUGGUCUAAACCUGAGCAGUCUGACAUACCUACGUCUGCAAUUCACCAACAUUUCUAUCAUAACACUCCUUAAUCAUACUAAUGUGAGUCCGUGGCACGUAGACUUCUCAGGUUUGGGAUUAACAGAGCCCCAAAUGAUUUCACUGUGCAAACAACUGUCAUACUAUCCAAACAAACAUAUUAAAAAAAUGAUCCUUCAGAACAAUGAGCUAAAAGAUCUGAAGAUCUUAACAUUAUCUGACUGUCCCACGAUCACUGAUAUUUUGGACCUUUCAAUCAAUCAGCUGAAAACCAUAGGCUGUUUCCAAUUCCUUGAAAGACAAAAACAUCUUGCGAGACUCAGAAUUGAACAUAACCACUUUUCAGAGCUUUUAAGUUGCAACAAUGGCAAGAAAUUUCUCCACUUGAAGGAACUGAGCUACCGCUACAAUCGCAUUCUUAAAGUGAAUUCCUUUGCCUUCAGUCAUACACCAAAUCUGACAACUCUUCAACUGAAUAUAAACAUAAUUGCGUACUUGGAUCGCAAAGCACUCACUGGACUUAAAGACCUCAUUACACUUCGCUUGGACAACAACCUUCUGUCUGAUAUCUAUAAUGAGAGCUUUGAGGACCUUCAAAGUCUUCGGACACUAAAUUUACGCAAUAACCAAAUUUCUGUCAUAUUCAACAACACAUUCUACUCCCUCAGUCAGUUGAGCAUUUUAGAUUUAGGGGGGAACAAGAUAACACAAUUAAUGCCUCUAGCAUUUGUAGGGCUAGACAGCUUGAACAAUCUUUACUUGGACCGCAAUCGUCUAGCAAAAAUUGAUGGUCAGCUGAUUGGAAGCCUGCAUCGCACAUUGCAUGUGUUAGAUUUACAUGGCAAUGUCAUCCAUUACAAUAAAGAACAUGUACACUCUCCAUUUGUUAAUUUAACAAAGCUGACUGACUUAAAGUUAGAUCGACAGAUGCCAUAUGGCAUCAACUUAUUACCUCAUGCAUUUUUUCGUGGUCUCACAUCCCUGAAAAGUCUUUACCUAAGUAACAAUCAUAUCUCUUUUCUCAGCACUGACACAUUUGAUGACCUAACAAACUUAAAAUUUUUAACAUUAGAUGACUCGUGUGUUGGCAUAACUCAACUCAAGCCAGGAGUUUUUAAAAAUCUUCGCAAGCUAGAGAUAUUAAUGGUUGAGAACAUGGGCAUUGAUUCAUUCUCAAAAGAGGUGUUUGGCAACCUUACAGGACUGAAAGUAUUGCAUCUCAACCACAAUGCCAUGCAGACUUUGGACGUGGACUUGCUGAAAAAUCUAACUAAUCUACAGUAUCUAGAUGUUAGAAAUACUCCCCUCAGUUGCAAUUGUCCCAAUAGCGAGCUCCAGAAUUGGGCAAAAACCAACCAAAGAGUCCAGCUUAUAUAUCUUUACAACCUGACCUGUCCAGGUGUCAAUAAUUCAAACUUUUACAACUUUCAAACCAAUGUAUGUUCGGAUAUUGCAGUGUAUUGCUUUGCCUCCACUUAUGUUGUAACACUGCUACUAACAUUAAUGCCACUACUUUAUGUUAAGCUCUACUGGAAAUUUAAAUAUGGUUACUACGUCUUCCGCUCUUGGUUUGGGGAGCAGUGGCGUCGAAUUAGGGAAGAGGAAGAGAAAUGCACGUACGAUGCUUUUAUCUCCUACAACUCGGCAGAUUUGGAAUGGGUGAUGGAGGAGCUUCUCCCAAACCUUGAAGGGAGUGGAUUCCGAGUUUGCCUCCACCAUAGGGACUUUGAGCCAGGACGCAACAUAGUCGAUAACAUUGUGGCAGCGGUUUACAACAGCCGCAAAACAGUGUGUGUGGUCAGCCAAAACUUCCUCCGUAGUGAGUGGUGCUCCCUUGAGAUCCAAUUGGCCAGCUACCGACUUUUUGAUGAGAUGCAGGACGUGCUCUUACUGGUCUUUUUGGAGUCCAUCCAUGAGCGACAGCUCUCUGCCUAUCACCGUAUGAGAAAGGUUAUGCUGAAAAAGACUUAUCUGCAGUGGCCAGGACUCAAAUGCACAGAUCCUGCCAAGGCAAAGGGGCUGUUCUGGAAGCAGCUUAAGAGAGCUUUAAGAAGCAGCAACUGUAGAGGUCAAGAUGAAGAACAGAUGGAGGAGAAUGUUCAGAAAGAGCAGCAUGCAAGAGCAGAGGAAAGAGAACAUAUCAAGAACCAGCCACAAAUGGUUGAUGAUCCAUAUUACCUAAUGCCCUAACAACAGAUUUGUGAUUCAUGUCUUAUCUCUUAACUUCUGAGGAAAUUAUUAAUGAAAAUAAGCCUAUAUAAGUCUGCAGAUAGAUGGCAUCAAUUUCUUUAUUAAUAACAUUUUCUUUUAAUGAUUGUUUUCUUCACUAUGUACUGGUAAGAGAAUUAACAAUGAACAGAAUGAAAAUACCAUAAAUCCUUUUAAAUAAGAUAAGUCAGACAAAAAAUAAGUAAAAAGAAACCACAAAAAGAUUUUGUAAGAAACAAAGAUGUAAAUAAAAUGACGCUUUAUUGCAAA